This is a messenger RNA of Ochlerotatus camptorhynchus, 6461 nucleotides long. RefSeq lists its product as uncharacterized. The transcript is spliced from 5 exons. The record is from RefSeq and is a predicted model, not a curated record. NCBI's taxonomy places the organism in Eukaryota, Metazoa, Arthropoda, Insecta, Diptera, Culicidae. Bases 2953 to 5502 code for a protein of 849 amino acids.
ACGGACGUUCAUAUCGCUGGACGUGGCUGACGUGUGUUGUGUUGUGUACUCUAAGGGAGAAGAAGGUUGUGUUCUGUUGUUUCUUGCAAACUCUCCUCACCGCAGACGCGGAACCUCCUCAGCCGGGGCACCUUACAUUUGGGUGUACGGAGGAGCCCAAAAGUGCCACCACCAACACUCUGUUUUCGGCACUACUUUUCCUCGCGUUCAUUUCGGACCCCGACGGAUGGCCGUAGUGUAGUCGUGUGGUAGUCGUGUUUCGCAAAACAUAAACAUCAUAAUAGCACUGCUUAUGAGAAUCUGUCUAUUUUCCAUUUUUGAUAACGAAACGAUACAUACAUCCGGGGGACACAGACGCAAUCCAGCAAAAGUGACUCAAGUUCCCAGACUGAAAAUAGGAAAAAUACAAUAAUCAGCGCUGAUUUAUUGACUUUUCUUUGGAAACAAAAGAAACCACUCUCAAAUAAAUCUAGCGUGAAAAUCGGUGUCAUCACUCAACUGGCAGAACACAGACGAACAGUGUAUUUAGCAAUACAAAAAACUUGUCAAUUGGCUUUGCUUCGUUGGCAACAGUGACGGUGUACAAGUGACGACAAAACAAUCAAACAUCAAAAUUUGCAGUGAAUGUAUCAAAACGUUGAAGAAAUCGUGACUUGUUGUUGACUUGAACCGAUCGAAUCCGAACAGUGGUCCCCCAAAGGUAAAGUGCGUGCAUCACCCCUUCGGCGGCGGCAGGAUUCUCGAAAUUUUGCACGCUUCAGCGAUCCUGAGUGGGCCACAAGAAGCAGCUUAGGCCGUGUGUGCACGGUGCAACAGUAGUGGGCAGGGGUUUCGCGCUUCGCUGCACAUGUCUUUGAAACACAACAAUGGCCGCUCGGGCGGUCAGUGAGCGAUUUGACCACACAAGCCGGUACUGAAGUCUCGAGUGCUUUGCGAAACUUUCCUUUCUGACGCCUCCCCUUCGGUCAAGUGUUGCAAACCUUUUGGCGUCGCCGGAAAAUCAAAAGUGAAACGAUCCACGUUCUAAAGGUGGUAUUUAUCGGUCAGUUGGUGGAAAAUUCAAACCGGAGUGGAUCGUACGUGCAUAUGAAAGAAAAAUCGACUGCGGUGGGAAAAAGUGAAAAUUGAGUUAUCCCUCAAACAUCCUCCAGUGAUCGGUUGAGUUUGGUGAAUGUAUGGAUUCCAGCGCUAAUUGCAUCCAAAUGAAAGGAGAAUAAUAGCAGCAGCGCGGUUUAAGCAAAAGAAAAGCAGUGGCAUCCAGUAUCCAGUAGUUGAAUAUCCAAUCAGUUUUUGAACAAAUCUCAGUUUCGAAAACAAAGGCCUCCGCCACCGCCUCCGAAGAGUGCGAGUGAUAAAAAUUUAUAGCUAAUUGAUCGUUUUCCCCGGGUGCACCUCGAGAGGCGCUUCGCCAUUCAUCCGCCGAACGAUUGGCGUGUUGUUUUGGAUGUGAGCAAGAAAAAGGGAAAAUUUUGGUCAGUUUUUUUUUACUUCUCGCCCGUCAGCGGGAAAAAGGCGCAAUUAGACUCGCGCGCGUGCGAACGGCUGCAGUCAACAGUCGGAAGGCGGAGAAGAAAAAGAAAAAGAAGUUGAUGAAAAAUUUACAAAACGAAGAAAAUUGAAGAGUGCGAUAAAAUAUAGCGAAACAUACAAAAAAAAUCCAUAGCGGUUCAUCGAAAAGUGAAACAACUAAAAGCAACAACUACAACUACAACAACAACAACAAAAGCCAAAGCGCCUCUGAAGAAAAAUUCGAAUCCAAAAGUUAAGUGAAGUUAUACACACUCUGUGUGAGGUGUCUGUCAGUUUUUCUUCUUCAGAUUGUUGCGUGUGGAAGUGGAAGUGCAUUUCUUUGGUUUUGUUUCAUCAUCAUUACUGCCAUUAUCAGUGCUAUCGGUGGUGAAAAAUUACACUUGGAGAAAAAAAACUUUCGGAUUUACAUGCACGCAUACUCGAAGAAACGGUUGGAAAAUUGCGUGCUGCAUGAGAAGAAGAUGCAGCAGAAGAAGAAGCAGUAAGAAGGCGAGAGACCAACGACGAAGACGUGAACUUUUACGUGAACUCAUUGCAAAUGACAGGAGCUUUAUACCCCGACCUGUACACACUUGAACCUACAACAACAACAUCAACAUCAACCCAUAGCAACGCGGUGACAAAGAUCUGUUUCCAGCCCGUAGCUUUCUGCAAACCUGCCCCUCCCUAGUCUGCCUCCAAUAGCAAUCGACCAACGCAAGCCUGUGGGCCUCCUAACUAAUUUGAAGCUUUGAGCAGAGCACCCGCAAGAACCACGACGCCGUUCGACGCCACUUGCAGCAGUACCAACAGCAGCAGCAAUCGAGUUCAAGGCUUUCCUUGGACCAAUCAAUCGACACUUUGUAAUUUGCGCCCAACGAGUGGUAGUAGCAGUGCCAAGGGCUGAAGAGCUUGAAACAAAUGGGCUUUGGUGUGUGCCUGUGGGUCGAUUGAUAUGCAUCGCGUAAUUUAAUCUAGAGCGGUGGAUUGUUUUUUUCUCUUUCGAAAAAGCCUCGCGGUAUUGUGUGUAUUGAGGUGUGUGUGUAUGUAUGUGCCAGACUUGAGCAACAACACGGCUGGUGUAUGGUGGCGGUUGGUUGGUGCUCGAGUUACGUAAAGUUUCAGUAGCGAGCAGUGAGAAGAAAUUGUAGCUGAAAACUGCUAAUUUCCGUUAGAUAAUUUUCCGUUCCACAAGCAAAGUGCAGAGGAAAAACAGAAAAAUGUGAGAGUUGUUGGAAUUGUGUUGCAGCUUCGUACCAAGAUUUGCACGGUGCUGUUUUCGGUUCAUAUUAUGUGAUUUAAUUAGUGUGCGCAACCUUCAGAGUUUCAGAGCAUGCAUACGGCAAGGACCAUGUGAUUUCCAUUCGAAGAAAACUAACGAGCAUCGCACGAAUCUAAUUGAGAGUCAAUUUCCGCUUCUAAAACGGAAAUUUGUAGUGUAACAUGGCUUCUAGUGACAAAUCAACGACGAAUGAAACAUCGGCCGGACCGGACCGGAAACUGGAGCCGGCAGGCGGAGGUGAAGCCGGCAAGGAUGAGGUGGACUUUGUGCCGAAAGUGCCCACCUCGGUUGACAGUGAAGCGUGUCUGACCUGCAGCAAAAAUCAGAAAACCAGUGGGACCCUGAACAACAACUGUUCCCACGGAAAAACCCUGGACAAAUUCAACAUCUUUCACCUGAAGCGUCGACCGAAAAGUGAUCCCGGAACGGGAACCAUUGCCAAGCAUGCCCAGCAACGGGAGGAGGCUAACGAUGCCAGUAACAACAACAACAACAAUAACAACAACAGCAACAAGAAGAAGAAAUCUCGUUUUGUGAAAAGUGCGUCCAUAGCGCGGAUUUUCGGUAAUAACUACAAUACCAAAAAGUACGAACAGGAUAGUGGAGCCCUGCUAAAGCUCCAGCAGUUGAAGCGAAGCUUUCUCAAUAGUGAAAAGUUCCACAAGAAGGAUCCCGCCACGGCGAACGCCAGUGAUAGUCAGGAACCGCAGAUUGGCGAUGGAUGCUACGUGAAUGAUAGUGAAAGUAAGACCAAAGCGAUCCUAUCGAUAACGCGCGGUUUGGGGCGGCUUUGGAGGAGAAAUAGCCACAGCAUCGAGAUUAGCCGACCGGAUCCGGAGUUUAAGGUGUCCUACCUGGGCAAUGUACUCACCGGAUGGGCAAAAGGUGAAGGUUGCGUGGAAAAACCGCUGGCCACGCUGUGGAGGAACUACACCCAGAACAGCAAACCGGACGUGCUGAUGAAGCUGUGCCUGUGCCCUUCGGGACUGAAAGCCACCACCCGGCAGCACGGCCUCACGGAGUACUGGUCCCACCGGAUAACCUACUGUACGGCGCCAAAGAACUACCCACGGGUCUUCUGCUGGAUCUACAGGCACGAGGGUCGAAAGCUGAAGCACGAGUUCCGCUGCCAUGCGGUCAUCUGUUCCAAAGAGUCGGUUGCUAAGGAAAUCAGCACCACGCUGAAGGAAAACCUAGCCAAAGCCCUGCAGGAGUUUAAGCGGGACAAGCUGAACCGGCAAAAUGCCCGGCUCAGCUUGGCCAACAGCGUGUACGACAACCCGAGCAUGCCGCGGCGGAAGAUCAUGCUCAGUGUCGGUGCCAACAACUAUCGACCCCCGCUGGAACGGUCCAAAUCGGCUCCGAAGCUAAUGGCAAUCGAGGAAAUGAUCGCCGAAGAGGACGAAGAAGAAGACGAAUCGGCUGGAGCGAGUAAGCCGGUGAGCAAGAGUCAAGGCGAUGAUAUCCGAGCGUGCUGCAAGGAGGAUUCAUUGUUCCCAUCAACCACGCUGGGUAGGCGAAGAUGCCGGAGGGGGCACUCGAUUCGGAGAUCCCGGCUGAGAAACUCGUUCAAAUCACCCAAAGCCGUUGAAGCCAAAGUACCGUUGAAGAAUGAAAAUGUCGUGCAGGAAAACCCCAUGAAUAAGUCAGUGGAUUCGAUCUUGGAUACAAUCAAGCAGGAGGAGGAAGAUGAGCACUUGGCUGAAAGCGAAGAACUUACGGGAGAUAGUCAAACCGUAGUGAAAGCGGUUCACCACUCUGAUUCGUCCGAAGACGACUUCGAAACAUUCCUCAUGAACUACAAUUAUAAUUCCAAAGAGCCUCUGUCGUCGGAGCUUAUAUCGUAUCUGGACAUGAAACUGAGUCCCAAAGUGACGGCCAGCAUGCACGAUCUGAGCAGCAGUCAGCGAGAAGACGAAGCCGAAACCGGAAGACGGUUAGAAGAUGCACGGUUAGCACUAAGCUUGGAUGAUUUGGAUAACUACGGCGAGGAUACCGAAGACCACGAAGAUACUGAAGACGACGUGUUCUUCAACAAGAACGACGUCCUUGAAAUACUUCGCAGCACGGUCAAAUCUGCAAACAGCUAUACUUCUGGCGAGGCACCCUGCGGCGACGAUGAUACUGCUCCGCCGUCGUUGCUUUGCGUAGCGAAUAAAAUAUCCGGCAACUCGGACAGCGAUGAAGGUUCCAUCUCCAGCGGCUGUGAGACCUCCAGUACAGUUACCACCAAUACUGAUGAAUCCACUGCGGCCAUUCUCAUCAAACCUUGCUCCGUUCUUGAACGGGUUCGAAGCUUUGAGCAACUCGCCGAACAUCCAGUCAUCCACGAACCGAUUGGCGAAAAGACUCCUCUCGGCAAACACCACCACGACACGUCCAUUUUCAAGCGCAGCAUUACAUUCCCGGCUCCUGGUGUGAAGACGAGCUUCCUCCUUCCGGUCUCCUCAAGUUCCAUCGUCCACGAGGAAGAAUCACUCUCCGAGGACCCGAUGGACUCGCUCACAACAUCGCCCACGCCAUCUUCAGCGAAACCCUCAACAUCUUCCAGUGCUCCCUCAGUGCGUCGCCUCAAAUCCACGGUAGCCGCCGUCAAUAAGGAACUAAUUAACCACCUACAGGCAACGGAUUCCGAUUCGGACCUCAGUGAUGAAUCCGGUUACGUAGAAUUCCAGGAUCAUCAGCCUUCCAAAAAGUCCGUGACGGCCUGAGGAUUCGCUCCUGGGAAGUGAGAGUCGAGCUGAGUUGAUUUCUCGUUUCCUUGGCGAAUCGCGACGGCUGGAGAACACGGGUUCGGGUGCAAAGAUCUAGUGAUUUAGCUUUAUAUCUGUUAUAACUUACUGGUGUAGAUUUGUAAGCAGAGAGAAGCAUCACAAAGCGUUUAGAUAGCGUUGUUUUCGGUCGCUCUUGAAAUUGUUAAAAUGUCUAUGUUACUUUCCAUUGCCCGCCAACCCCGGUACGAUCAAUGGACGAAUGGCGAAUCAAGAGCGUAAACCACAUACCAAAUAAUUUAUUAUACUAACCCUAUGUUUCGAUAUUUACACUAUAGAGAUCUUACAAACAGACGACCAGUUGGUUAAUAGAUAGAUGCAGAAGGGAAUUAACUAAAUAAUAUUCAUUAGGAACCAAGUGAUUAGUCGUCACAUCACAAAGCUGGGUUUAAGAGAGGGGAGGGUCUACAUUUAACUGAGGAAUUUUACAGGUACCUUUUUUACCUUAUUCUAAAUGAAAACAAACUACCCUAUAUCAAGAGAGAACAAUCACAAUCACCACCCUUCCACCCACACUCACGUACAAGUUGUCUUAUUCAAUAGAAACUAACCCAAGCAUUAGUACCAAAACUGAUUCUAAAUAGUGUGUAGCAACGAUGGAUUGACGUUAAAUGAAUAUUUUCGAGAUAAAAAAAUGUCGUCUAUCUAGAACUUCUGGGACCCCUUUGUCACCGUCGUCGUCGUCGCCGAGUGGCACUGAUUGAAAGAAUAUAAAUUUAAACACGAAAAAACAAAAGGACUUAAAUCUGUAAACUGUGAAAUUAUACUAACAAGCGAGAAGAUUAUAGUGAAUACGAUGAGAAUGAAUAUAGAUGACUAUAUUUAUUGCGAUAGAUGAUAUUAAUGAAUGUUUCAAAAUUUAUGGAAAACUGAACAAUAAACUAUUGGAUGAAAAACGA